Messenger RNA from Pseudogymnoascus destructans, 4095 nucleotides. It is a transcript of the gene GUT2, whose product is annotated as mitochondrial glycerol-3-phosphate dehydrogenase. NCBI's taxonomy places the organism in Eukaryota, Fungi, Ascomycota, Leotiomycetes, Thelebolales, Thelebolaceae. Gene Ontology annotation, cellular component: mitochondrion; glycerol-3-phosphate dehydrogenase (FAD) complex. Gene Ontology annotation, biological process: glycerol-3-phosphate metabolic process. The transcript has 2 exons. The coding region runs from base 1828 to 3957 and encodes 709 amino acids. The record is from RefSeq and is a predicted model, not a curated record. Gene Ontology annotation, molecular function: glycerol-3-phosphate dehydrogenase (quinone) activity.
CCGCAAACCUCCUUAUACCAGAAUUCCGGCCAAGAUCCUUAACUUCCGGUAUAGAAAAUGGCACCUCCACCACCCAAAAAGCCUCGAAUCUCAAUUACGAAUGCACAAAAGCAAGCUUUACGAGCUUGGUACUAUGAUCCUACAACUCAGAGCACAAAGAAGACUUAGAUGCUUCAACUUGGUAGAAUGAUCAAUAUGGACAUACUUUGAGCUCUUCGACUGCAAGUGAAAUACUAUCCUCAAAAUACGCCUCUCUCGACACUACUACUUCUACAAAAGCAUUUGAUAAUACCAAGACGACAAGGAAACCAAAAUGGGAAGUGUUAGAGAAAGCUCUUAGAGAAUGGGCUUUACGAUUUGAUGCUACUCAUGGCAUUAUUACAGGAGAUCUUCUACGGAUAAAAGCAACAGAAUUCUAGAUACAGCUACCAUAAUACCAUGGACAAGAUUGCCCUACAUGGAGUGAAGGAUGGCUUGAAGGGUUUAAGAAAAGCGAAAUACCUACCUUGUGAUGUUUACAAUAUGGAUGAGACUGGAUUUUACUAGAAAAAAUUACCAAACUUAACAAAACUCGAAUUACAGCUAACUGCUAUAAAAGUGACAAAGUUCCAAUUUGGUUUAUAGAACUGCUAAACAACCAAGAUGUUUUACUCAAAAUCAUAUCUCGAAUCCUGAAAACCUUAGAAUACAUUAGCAAUGGAAUUCAACAGCAUGGAUGAAUCAUAAUUAUUGCCAAGAUACAUCGUUUGGGCGAAUUCGAGUCGCAUAGUUAUAUUCCGUAAAUUUAUUUUCACAUGCGUCACGCUACGUAACUUCCUCCCCCUACAUCCUCCCUUGGGUUUUGUUUUUGGAUCAUCGAGGCGCAGCCUGAGUCAGAUAUCAGAUAUAAUUUUGAUAUAAAAGCUUAUAUAGCAUCUGGGCGGCUGAUGACCUGCGCGCCGAGUACGGAUACUGGGGCGGGCCCCUCGUGUCUUUUGUCUGUGGAGUAAUUGGCGGGUUAUUUGAGGCCGGUUGCAAUAAUGGAAUGCUCGUACUAGGUACUAGGGUACAGCUUGGGGCAGCCUCCGGUAGUUGAGCAUCGGCGGGAAUUUCCACAGUUUUCCACCUUCGCCCACCUUCACGCGAUGUACCUGCAACAGUCAUUUUUUGUACCAGAGUACACCUUACUCCGUCUCUCCCACCUCGUUGGUGCCCGUGCCUGUUUUGGGGCGAAACGAUCGACUCACCGAAACGAUCGACUCACCAGCGAAACUCACCCAGGCCACUACCACACACUACCGAGACUAUAUGGUAUAACAAAUGGCGUGGUCCCCGACUGACACCAGCUCUGAGCUGAGGCUGUGAUCAUCAAGGUUUUUUAAAAAGAGGGGCAUUUGUGGUCCUGCUAUUCCUUCUAUCGCUGCUGAUAAUCCUACGAGUACCAAAGUGGUGCUCCAUCCGUACGUACGUAUCACUUACUGUACACUCAAUCUCCUGGUCGCCCCCACUAUCACGUUCUCUCAUCCAACGCGAGCGAUCCCUAUCGAAUUGUCACAAAGGGGUCCAGAGCUGACCAUGUAUAUAUAGCUUGAAUUCGGCUUUCUCUCCCCUGGCCCCUCUUAGCAAGAGAACGACCUACUUACUUCGACCGACGUCGGUUGAAAAUUGGAUAGCCAUUCCCAGCACAUGGCGAGUCAGUGACGUGUUUGUUUGUGGAGACGCAAACUAGAACCGGUUUCUAUUUCGAAUUCGAAUUGGCUCUACCUGCCUCGGCCUAAACCUCCCGAUAAUUGAACGGGAAUUGACGACCCUUUCAACUUCCAUCCCAUCUAAUAUAUCGCCAUAAUUAUGGCCUUCAGGUCGAGAAUCACGAGGGCUGUGGCCUACGGAUCUGGAGCUGCUGUCCUCGGUGGCGGUGUCCUAUACUACACCUACCGCCCACGAAACAUCCCGGGUCUCGAACCGGCGGCGGUGCCACCUCCCGGAGAGCUCCCGCCGAGGUUCCCCAAGGUCAGGUCGAGAGACGAGCAGAUCGCCAACCUGAAGAGGAGCGGAGGAAUAUUCACACCUACAUCAACCGCAAUCAAGAAUGUAUUGUUAAAUCCGACUGAAGGCGAUGAGGUUGCCACCACUACACCCCAAGAUGACGAUAUCUACGAUCUCCUCAUCAUUGGUGGCGGUGCGACCGGUGCCGGUGUUGCGUUGGACGCGGCAACGCGCGGAUUGAAGGUCGCAAUUGUCGAGAGGGACGAUUUCAGUUCCGGUACCAGCAGCAAGAGCACGAAGCUUGUGCACGGUGGCGUGCGAUACUUGGAGAAGGCGUUCUGGGAGAUGGAUUACAACCAGUACAAGUUGGUGAAGGAGGCUCUGCGCGAGCGCAAAUACUUCUUGGAUACCGCCCCCCAUCUGUCGUCGUGGCUCCCAAUCAUGUUGCCGCUGGACAAGUGGUGGAAGGCACCAUACUACUGGGCUGGAACCAAGGCCUACGAUCUUUUGGCUGGGUCCGAGGGAAUUGAGAGUUCGUACUUCUUGACCAGGAGUAAGGCUCUUGAUGCCUUCCCCAUGCUGAAGAGGACGGAUCUCAUUGGUGCGCUUGUCUACUACGAUGGUGCGCAUAACGAUUCGAGGAUGAACGUCUCACUGGCUAUGACUGCAGCAUUGUACGGCGCGACCGUUGUAAACCAUCUCGAAGUUACAGGACUGAACAAGGAUGCCAAUGGCCAGCUUUGCGGCGCACGCGUCAAGGACCUUGUCCGCGAAAAGGAUGGCAAGAAGGCGGAGGAGUUCACUAUCAGAGCAAGAGGUAUUGUCAACGCAACCGGCCCAUUCUGCGACUCCAUCCGUAAGAUGGACGAGCCCAGCAUCAAGGAAAUCGUCGCCCCCAGCUCUGGAGUACACAUCGUGCUCCCCGGAUACUACAGCCCGUCGAACAUGGGCUUGAUUGAUCCCAAGACCUCUGAUGGCAGAGUUAUCUUCUUCUUGCCUUGGCAGGGAAACACCAUUGCCGGAACCACCGAUGCCCCUACCACGAUCCAACAGAACCCCAUUGCUGGCGAGGAUGAGAUUGACUGGAUUCUGUCCGAGAUCCGUCACUACCUCGCCCCAGACAUCAACGUUAGACGCGGUGAUGUCCUCGCUGCUUGGUCCGGUAUCCGCCCUCUCGUCAAGGACCCCAAGGCCAAGAACACCGAAUCCCUCGUCCGUAACCAUCUCAUCGAUAUCUCGCAAUCUGGCCUCUUGACCUGCGCUGGAGGAAAGUGGACAACUUACCGUCAAAUGGCCGAGGAAUGCGUCGACGAAGCCAUCACUACUUACAAGCUGAAGCCAACCCGCGUCCUCAACGCCCCAUGCGUCAGCGGAAGCACCCAGAUCGACGACGGCGCAACGCUAGAUGGAUCAUGCCAGACUCACCAAGUCAGACUUAUUGGCGCCCACGGCUUCUCCAAGACCCUGUUUAUCAACCUAAUCCAGCACUACGGCAUUGAUACCGACGUCGCGAAGCACCUGACUGGUUCAUACGGCGACAGGGCCUGGACCGUUGCUGGCCUUUCCGAGCCCACUGAGAAGAGGUUCCCUGUCCGCGGCAAGAGACUGUCCCCGCUGUACCCCUUCAUCGAUGGUGAGAUUCGCUAUGCCGUCAGGCACGAGUAUGCCCAGACGGCCGUCGAUGUUAUCGCUCGCCGCACUCGUCUGGCGUUCCUCAACGCUCAGGCCGCUCUCGAGGCGCUCCCGGAAGUCGUUGAUGUUAUGGCCUCUGAGCUCAACUGGGACAAGAAGAGACAGGAGCUGGAGUGGACAGACAGCUUGAAAUUCCUGGAGAGCAUGGGACUCCCUAAAUCGAAGCUUUCGGCUACGCGUAAGGCUGUUGAGAGCGGAAAGCUGGCCUUCAAGGACUCCGAUGAGUAUAAGAUGUACUCGAGACACAACGUGCCAAGUGAGCCGUUGGCAACCGACGAUGGAGAGAGCAAAUCUGAGUAAUAGAUCCAAGGGUUAGAGCGGGAGUGCAUGUCAGAUGCCAAAGAUAGAUCUUUCGGGUGUACAUACUGUGUUUGUAGAGGUAGAUGUAUUCACUUAAUACUGCAUGGCAAUGGAUUAAUAAUACCUCGGAUAUGUCAA